Tremella mesenterica DSM 1558 is the source of this 2037-nucleotide messenger RNA. RefSeq lists its product as uncharacterized. The coding region runs from base 1 to 2037 and encodes 678 amino acids. The record is from RefSeq and is a predicted model, not a curated record. The transcript has 6 exons. Lineage: Eukaryota; Fungi; Basidiomycota; Tremellomycetes; Tremellales; Tremellaceae.
AUGGCCCCUUCUACUCCUACACCCAGCCCUUUCGCCGCCAUGAGGAACUUUGGUGGUAUGGUGUCAUCUGCUCUUUCUUUCGGCGACAGAUCUCGCCAAGUCUCCUCCCUCGGCCUCGGCACUCUCUCUCUGGGGGAGCCGUCUGGCGCUGCCCCGCCCCCUCGCUCCGCCUCUCCCUCCGCUGGUUCUCCCGUCCCCGUAACGGGACGCCCGCCUUUCGUCCUGGACUCGCUCAGUGGGGGCUCGGAGUCGGGUGAUCGACCCGACACCGAAGAAAGUGAGGAUGAUGAUGAUGGUGGGGAGGGUAGGAUCGAUAGUGAGGGUGAAAGCGAGUUAGAAGAAUACCCGGAUGAUGAUGUGGAGGUGAUUAGUGUAGAGGACAACAACGUAGAUAGUCCUGAGCCCGGUCCUGCCCCUCCCCCUGCUCAAAUUGUGGGCCAGAAACGACGCCGUUCCCUCUCUUCUUCUUCUUCUUCCUCUUCUUCUUCUUCCUCUUCUUCUUCCUCUUCCGGGGUUCUCCCCCCCCCCAACGCCAUCGCCGCUGCCGCCGCUGCUGGUCCUGCUGCCGCCGCCCCCGUCGCUGCUCCCCCCCCUUCUCCCAGAGGGGAGCCUUCGCCCAAACGGGUGAAGAGAUCACUGCGGGAAGAAGAGUACUUGUGGGAGAAGAUGAAGUCCGAGCCUGGUCGUUGGAUCGCGGUUGGUGUUGACGAAGCGUGUGAUCGUUGCCGACGUGAGAUUAUCACGUAUAAUCGUCCAAACUGGCCCUGCCUCAAGGCAGUCAGGCCACACAACAAGGCCCUCCGUUGUGCUUCAUGCACGUCUGGCCCCUGCUCCUUCUGUCCCGUUUCCUCUGCCCGGGACAUCCCGCCCCGUCCCUCCGACUCUUCGCCCUUCCCCCCUCCUCAGACUCCAGCGUCUGCCCCCCGUUCGCGGGUACCUCCUUCGUCUCUCCGGUCGGUUCGCCGUACUUCGCCGGACCUCCGCCCGUCGCCUCCGUCGCCGUCGCCCUUCGCUCCUGUGGCCGGCCCAUCACGUCUCCCGGCUGUUCCUCCUUCGUCUUCUCGCCGUCCUUCGGCCUCUGCUCCUUCGGCCUCCCGUCCUUCGGCCUCUCGUCCUUCGGCGCCACGUCCGUCCUCUCCAGUGGUAGCUUCUCCUCCGGCUCACAGCACCCGAAGUCGGCGUCCUUCUGUUCCUCCGGCCACUUCGGCGGCCCCUCCCGUCACCCCUCCCUCUGCUUCCCAGAAGACACCGAAGUCUUCUUUAAAGAAAUCAAAAGGGAAAUCUAAAGAGAAGGAGGUUGCCUUCAAUGAUGGUGAUGUGGAAAGUGAAGAUACUCAGCGUGCUGGUCCCUCUGCUCCCCGGUUGUCCCUCGUCCACCCUCGUAUCUCCCUGGACGUCCGUAUUCCUGAGGACGAAAAGGAAUUCGCCACUUAUCGUUCUCUCGUCCUCGGUCUCACUACUCAGCUUGAGGCCGCCCGAAAUGAUACAUCUCUCCUGCUUGACUUCUCUUCUCGUCAAGCUAACGCUUUAAACAAUCUUACUGCGGCGUUAGUAGAUGUAGUCAACACUGGGGCUCUGGACGACGAAGCAAGGACAAGGUUAGCGGACGUCUCUCGCCGAAGCCUUACUGAGAUAGCCGAUGUUCGCCGAAGACUGUUCGACACCCCCUUCCUAGUCACUCCUAUGGCGUAUGAGCCACCACCGUCCCUUGACUGGUUAGGUCGCCGUAGUAGUUCUCGUGUCCCAGCUUCCGCCCAGACUGCUCUCGACCUCCUCAGUCUUCCCUUCGAGUGUCUACGGACCAUACGUUCUCUGUGGAGGACCCCGAGCAUGCAAGCUGCUCGAGAUGUCCAGGACUUCGGUGACUUCUUUGGGGCUAUGAAUCGGGCAUGGAAUGCUUCUCUCUCUACUGCGUUCCCGUCUGAGACUCUCGAUCUACCUUCGGUCAUCGGUAGCCUCCACACCAAUCCCGCGGGACCGAGUAGAUCGAAGGAGAAAGGAAAAGGAAAAGGUAAGGGUAAGAGUAAGGACAAGUGA